AUAUCGGAUCCUGCCACUUGGCCAGCCACUCGAAAUAGUAAAAUCAUUGAUCAUAUAAUUACUAGUGGCCCAGUGCAAGCUCACAUUGAUAAUUAUCCGAAAAGUGAUACAGGCCGACAUUUCUCUAAUUCGCAUUUCACAAAAAAACUUGCAAACAAUGAAACAAUUCAGCGCCGUUGGUUAAUUUACUCCGUUUCUAAAGAUCGAGUUUAUUGUUUUUGUUGUCGACUAUUUGAUAGUAGCUCAACGUCGAACUUAGUAUCUGAAGGGUAUAACAACUGGAAACACUUGUCUGAAAUGUUAAAAAUUCAUGAAAAUAGCACUUUUCAUAAAAAGUGUUACCUUUCAUGGAUUGAAGCUGAACUACGAUUAAAAAUAGGAAAAACAAUAGACUGCCAAGAACAACACUUGAUUAGAAAGGAAACUACAAGAUGGAAUAAUGUUUUGUCUAGAUUGAUGCAUAUCACACUUUAUUUAGCCGAAAACAAUAUGGCAUUCAGAGGUACUUCCGACAAACUAUAUACGCCAAAUAACGGAAAGUUCCUAGGCUUAGUACAACUACUAGCCAAAUUUGAUCUAGUCAUGCAGGAGCACUUGCGAUUAGCUAUGAAAGGUGAUGUCUCAGACCACUACUGUGGAAAAGACAUUCAAAAUGAAUUAAUAGAGCUGAUGGGUGAAAAAGUGAAGUCAGAAAUCAUAUCACGUGCAAAAAAAUCAAAAUAUUGUUCAAUUAUAGCUGACUGUACUUCAGACAUUAGUCAUGUAGAACAACUUUCGCUGACAUUACGAUUUGUUGAUUUAUCAGAUGAUAAUGAAAAAAUAUCAGUAAAAGAGCAUUUCUUGGAAUUUAUACCUGUCAAUGAGUCAACUGGUGAAAGACUGACUGAAGUUAUUAUUAAUGUUUUGAAUAAAUACGGAUUGGAAUUGAACGAUUGUAGGGGUCAGGGUUAUGACAACGGGGCGAAUAUGAAAGGAAAAAAUAUUGGGGUUCAAAGGAGAAUUCUCGACAUAAACCCCUUAGCUGUUUAUAUACCGUGUGGAUGUCAUAGCUACAAUCUAGUACUAUGCGAUGCCGCUAAGUCAUCCGUUGUAUCAGUCACUUUGUUUGGGGUACUUCAGAGGUUGUUCACAUUGUUUUCAGAUUCUGUUCAUCGAUGGAAAAUUCUAACCGAUCACUUGGGACUAUAUACUAUAAAAAAGCUCAGUGACACACGUUGGGAAGCAAGAAUAAGCAGUGUUAAAGCAGUCCGUUAUCAAAUUAGUGCUAUCCAUGAUGCUUUAAUUACUUUGGCUAUUGAAACUCAGAAAACCGAUGUUCAAGUAUCUCAUGAGGCUACUACUCUAGUCGAACAGCUAAAAGAUUUCAGCUUUAUAGUUUCAUUGGUUGUUUGGUAUGACAUACUUUUUCAAAUAAAUAUUGUAAGUAAAUCUCUACAGUCAACAGACAUGGAUCUUGGUAAAUGUACAGAAAUGCUGAAAAAAUGCUGCCAUUUCUUGGAAGACUACAGAAAUACAGGCUUCAAAAGCGCUAUAUUAACUGCAAAGGAGUUGACCGCAGAGCUAGAAAUUGAACCUGUCUUUCAAGCUAGAAGAAGAAUUCGACAUGUGAAACGUCAAGUUGGUGAAAUUGCACGUGAUGACCCUAUAACUUCUCCAGAAAAAAAAUUUGAGGUUGAAUUUUUCAACUGUCUUUUAGACACAACAAUAAAUUCAGUCAAUGAAAGGUUCGAACAGUUAAAUGAGUACUCGAAAUCUUGGUCUUUUUUAUACAAUAUUAAACAAAUUCCAGAAAAACCCGACCUCGUCAAGCUCUGUAGUGAUCUCCAAUUAAAAUUAACUGUAGACUCUAGAUCAGACAUAGAUGGUUGUAUGUUGUGUGAUGAACUAGUAAGUCUGAUAUCCUUUUUGCCCGAUCAAAAUGUGGUUACACCUAUUUUUGUUUUAAAUUUCAUCAAAGAUCGCUACUUACAAGAACUGUAUCCAAAUGUAUGGAUAGCAUUGCGAAUAUUACUGACUAUACCUGUAACGGUUGCUAGCGGGGAGCGGAGUUUUUCAAAGCUGAAGCUGAUAAAAACCUAUCUUCGAUCAACAAUAUCUCAAUCUAGAUUGACAAACUUAGCAACUUUGUCAAUUGAAAACGAAAUUGCUGAAAACAUAGACUUUGAUAACCUUAUAAAAGAGUUUGCUGAUAGAAAGGCCAGAAAAGUAAAAUUUUAUUAGUUUGUUUCUAAUAAAUGGUUAUUUUUUAUAAUAAAUAAUUAUUUGUUUUAAUAAAUGGUUAUUUCAUUAUAUGCUUUCCCUUUUUUCCUAUGGGUUUGAAUUGUAGUUGGAGGGCGCCGUAGAAAUCUCGCCCAGGGCGCUGGUAGUGGUAAAACCGGCACUGCAUUGUACCUCUCAAAUUAUAAAUAAACAAUUGUGUUCAGAUCAAACAUUUGUGUUAUUCAAUAUCAGUGUUAACCCACAAAUACAAAACCAGGCAUGUUAUUGAGAGUCUAGAAGAUAUAAUUAAAACGUUUGGUGUUCCUCGACGUAUAAUCACGGAUCAGGGGCGAUUCUUUA
Molecule: messenger RNA, 2559 nt
Organism: Agrilus planipennis (emerald ash borer)
Lineage: Eukaryota; Metazoa; Arthropoda; Insecta; Coleoptera; Buprestidae
Product: 52 kDa repressor of the inhibitor of the protein kinase-like
Exons: 2
Coding region: 298-2220 (640 amino acids)
Molecular function (GO): protein dimerization activity
Source: RefSeq, a predicted model, not a curated record